This is a messenger RNA of Protobothrops mucrosquamatus (brown spotted pit viper), 2352 nucleotides long. RefSeq names its product ATP binding cassette subfamily B member 9 (gene ABCB9). The coding region runs from base 1 to 2352 and encodes 783 amino acids. The record is from RefSeq and is a predicted model, not a curated record. The transcript is spliced from 11 exons. Gene Ontology annotation, cellular component: lysosomal membrane. Lineage: Eukaryota; Metazoa; Chordata; Lepidosauria; Squamata; Viperidae. Gene Ontology annotation, molecular function: ABC-type oligopeptide transporter activity; ATP hydrolysis activity; ATP binding. Gene Ontology annotation, biological process: peptide transport; transmembrane transport.
AUGCGUGCUUGGACAGCGGUGGCCAGCACCCUCACCUUCAUAGGGACGGAUGUGACGUUGACCACCCUGUUGUACGAACACAACCGCCACAGCAGGACCAUCCUUCAGGAUCUCAAGCACUUCAACAUCUUUGACUCCAUGCUGGAUAUUUGGGGCUCUUGCCUGUAUCGCAGCUGCCUGCUCUUGGGGGCCUCCAUUGGGGUGGCCAAAAACACCAGUUAUGGUCCCAAACGGUUGAAAGGGUCCCGGAUCUUUAUCAUCUUGGUCUGUUUGGCGAUUGGGAUUUAUGCCCUGAUCAAGUUGCUUCUUUAUUCUGAAGUGAGAAAGACCAUCAAGGACCCUUGGUUUUGGGGUUUGUUCGCCUGGACCUACAUCUCGCUGGUGGCCACUUUCUCCUUCUGGCAGCUGCUCUCCUCUGUGACCCCUGCCAGGGAUGCCUUGGGGAUUAAUUCAGAAUCCAGGGCUGAAGCAGAAGACGUUGGAGACCCCAGUUCUCCUGGGGUUCGGGGAAAGAAAGAGGAGGCCUCAGCUGCCACCAUUUGUAAACUCCUGUCCUACACCAAGCCAGAUGUUCACUUCCUUGUGGUGGCCUUUUUCUUCCUCUUACUAGCUGCUUUAGGAGAAACCUUCCUUCCAUACUACACUGGCCAGGCCAUUGAUGGGAUAGUCAUCCAGAAGUCCAUGGACCAGUUUUCCAAGGCAGUGGUGAUCAUGGCGUUUCUAGCCAUAGGAAGCUCAUUUACCGCAGGUAUCCGAGGCGGCCUCUUCACCCUGGUGUUUGCUAGAUUGAAUAUCAGGCUCCGUAACAGACUGUUUCGAUCGCUAGUGGUGCAGGAAAUGAGUUUCUUUGACGAAAAUCUCACCGGUGACAUCAUUUCCCGACUGACCUCAGACACAACCAUUGUGAGCGACCUUGUCUCCCAAAACAUCAACAUCUUUUUGCGCAACCUGGUCAAAGCCACCGGGGUCAUUGUUUUCAUGUUUAGUCUCUCGUGGCAGCUGUCCUUGGUGACCUUCAUGGGCUUCCCUAUAAUCAUGCUGAUGUCAGACGUUUAUGGAAAAUACUAUAAGAAGCUCUCUAAAGAAGUCCAGAACGCGUUGGCCAAGGCGAACAACACUGCCGAAGAAACCAUCUCCGCUAUGAGGACAGUUCGAAGCUUUGCCAACGAGGAGGCCGAGGCUGACGUCUAUUGGGAGAAAUUGCAGCAAGUCUACAAACUUAAUAAAAAAGAGGCGAUGGCUUACACCUACUACGUGUGGUCAAAUGGACUCACCCUACUCAUCGUUCAAGUGAGCAUCUUAUACUAUGGAGGCCAUCUGGUGAUCACUGAGCAAAUGACAAGUGGCAACUUGAUAUCCUUCAUUAUUUAUGAAUUCGUCUUGGGGGACUGCAUGGAGUCCAUUGGUUCAGUUUACAGCGGCCUCAUGCAGGGCGUGGGAGCUGCUGAAAAGGUAUUUGAGUUCAUAGACCGUCAGCCCACGAUGUUAAAUGAUGGGAUUCUGGCUCCUAGCGAACUGGAAGGAAAAGUGGAAUUCAGAAAUGUCACUUUUGCUUACCGCACGCGUCCUUCGUCCCAGGUUUUACAGGAUGUCUCCUUCACUCUCCAUCCUGGGAAAGUAACAGCGCUGGUGGGUCCUUCAGGCAGCGGGAAGAGUUCCUGUGUCAACAUCAUGGAGAACUUCUACCCUCUUCAACAGGGCCAGGUUCUUCUGGAUGGACAGCCUAUCAAUCUGUACCAACACAAGUAUCUUCACUCGGUGAUCUCCCUGGUGAGCCAAGAGCCGGUCUUGUUUGCCCGAUCUAUUGCGAAGAACAUCUCUUACGGUUUGGACUCAGCCCCACACGAUUUAGUCGUUCAAGCUGCCCAAAAUGCCAAUGCCCACACCUUUAUUAUGGAAUUGCAAGACGGCUAUCACACAGAAGCUGGGGAGAAGGGAACCCAACUGUCCGGCGGUCAGAAGCAGAGAGUGGCGAUCGCAAGAGCUUUAAUCAGAAACCCACCAAUCCUGAUUUUGGAUGAGGCUACAAGCGCUUUAGAUGCAGAGAGUGAACACGCGAUUCAGAAAGCUAUUUAUGGACAUGUGCAGAAUCACACGGUGCUGGUCAUCGCCCAUAGACUGAGCACUGUGGAAAAGGCACACCACAUCAUUGUUCUCGACAAGGGCCGUGUGGUACAACAAGGGACGCAUAAGCAGCUUAUGGAAGAAGGCGGCCUUUAUUACAAGCUAGUGCAAAGACAGAUUCUUGGCCAUGAAACAGGCACAGGGGACAGCUGUCCAGUGGAUGGUGGCUUGGCUAACAUCCAGAAAGGUUCUCCCAAGACAGGAUUGGCAGAAGAGAUAAAGAAGUGA